Molecule: messenger RNA, 4102 nt
Organism: Trichobilharzia szidati
Lineage: Eukaryota; Metazoa; Platyhelminthes; Trematoda; Strigeidida; Schistosomatidae
Source: the annotation of a GenBank genome assembly
GACAAACAAUCCGUUGAUAGCGGGAGUUCUGAAACAAUACGCUACUUUUUCUCCAAGAUGUCAUGCGAGGAUGACAAGCCGACUAUCAAUAAGGAAUUCCUUACUGGUGUUGUUGAGGGGUUUUAUGGUCGCCCGUGGACAUAUCCUCAACGCAAGGAACUGUUUAGGAGGAUGAAUCAAAUGGGGAUGAAUGCCUACUUGUAUGCUCCUAAGGAUGACAUUAAACACAGACAGUCAUGGAGGGAUUUGUAUACUCCUGAGGAGGAGCAGCAGUUGCAGUACCUGAUCACAGAGUCUACAGAUGCUGGAGUAUUGUUUAUUUUUGCAAUAUCACCUGGCUUAGAUGUGACAUUUUCUAGCGCGAAGGAAGUAGAUAUCCUGAAAAAGAAAGUUGAUCAGGUUUCUAAACUUGGUUGUAGAGCAUUCGCUCUUCUCUUUGAUGAUAUUGAACCACGGUUGUGCCCUGCAGAUCGAGAGGUAUUUAGCUCAUCAGCCCGUGCUCAAGUUAUGUUUGCAAACGAGAUUUACAACCACUUAGGAUGUCCAGAUGUAUUUUUGUUUUGUCCAACAGAGUAUAGUGCAAGUCUAGCAGUACCCAAUAUAAACAAAUCAGAAUAUCUAGCUACGGUCGCUUCUUGUCUAGCCCAAGGCAUUGCUGUGAUAUGGACUGGUCCACUUGUCGUAUCCAAGCGUAUUUUAACCAAAGAGCUUCAAGAAUUAUCUGCCUUACUGAAGCAUCCUAUCGUUUUGUGGGACAAUCUCCAUGCUAACGAUUAUGAUCAACGUCGUGUAUUUAUAGGACCGUACAGUGGUCGACCUUUAGCCUUACGCCGAAAAGGCUUACUCAGAGGAGUACUGACCAAUCCAAAUUGUGAAUUUGAAGCAAAUUAUGUGGCGUUGCAUACUCUUGCACAGUGGUCUAGACAAGCUGGGAACAAAAAUGUCAUACAGUCGACAGAUACAGAAAUGACAGGUACGAAUGACGACCUCGAAUCUAAUGCUUCUGACGAUAAUGAUAUGAUUGAUGAUGGCAUUGAUGACCAGAAGUCAGACAGCGUUAACGAACAAUCCUCUUUGAGUCAGGAUAACUCGUCAAGUCGGAAGCAUUUACAUGGUGCUGUUUACAGACCCCGUGAAGCUCUCCACAUAGCUUUGCGAGACUGGCUUGCAUUGAUGCUACAGGAUCAGCAAACAAUGGCCGGUGCUUCGAAACCCAGUACAGCUAUAGGCACUCCUACACCCAUGGACACUGAUAAUAUAGAAACUGUUGCACAAAAUGAAGCUGCUAUGCAGAUUGAAUCUCCCCCUUCCAAUGUGGUCAUGAGCUCUGAUAACACUUCUUCUGAAACAAUUAAUUCAGGUGAUAUGAAUUCAGUUGCUGUUACUUUAGAAGACUUGGAAUUGUUCGCUGACUUAUUCUAUUUACCUUUCUCUCAUGGACCUGCUGCUGUACGACUUCUUGAAUUGGGACAUUGGUUACGUGAAUACUCUUAUGCGUGUGGACCUAAUCCUUCUGAUCCUGAGAAAGCAGCUGAAUGGAACAAAAAGCUAUCAGAUUAUGCAGAAAUGGUAUCUACAAUUAGUCGUGUACGAGACCGUAUACAACGUUUACCUUCUAAGAGUAUUGCUUAUGAAUUAGCACCAUAUAUAACAGAAGUUCAUACUGUGGUCGGCAUUAUCCUUGACUAUUUUCGAUGGUUAGAAACCGGAGUUAUGGCCUACCGUAGUAUGUCCCAUUUAAGACGACUUUUAACAUGGUUCUCGCCUGGUUAUCGGGACAUGGUAACAUCAGGAGACCAAGAGCCAUGGACUUUCCGAGGUGGAUUAGUAACAGAACUCCAGCGGAUUUUACCUCUUGAAUCUGCUCAAGAUCUUUUCCCCGCUCCAAGUCGUGCUGUACCAGGUAUGACUACAAUUCCUUGUUUGAAUUGGCCCGAUGCUGGACAAAAUCUGUGUGCUCCACUCCCUCCACCGGUUCCUUCAAUAAUCCCAUUUCAACCGCCUAGUCUGCCCAUAUUUUCAAGAUAUCCUUCUUAUGUUGUUCGACCCUAUCGACCUGAAGAUAAACCAGUUAUGUACAGUCUCUUCAGAAAACUGCUUUUAGCUCGUGUUGGUUUACCUGAAAAUUCACUACCACCAGAGUUCCAUGAUUUACCAGGUGAUAAAUACUUACUUCCGUUCCUACAACAUUCACCUGAAAAUUGUUUUAUGGUUUUUGGUCCACCUUUUCUUCAAGCUACUGCUGAGUGUUGCAGUGAUAGUAGUCGUACUUGUCACUCAGUCACAAACUCUGAUUACUCUACAUCAGCUCAGUGUGUAGGUUUUGGUGUUUCAGCACCUGAUGCUGUAUCAUGGGCUCGUGAACGUAACACUCAACAUCGUGAAUCAAUGAAAUUGAAAUAUCCACGUGACCUUCAGAUUUAUGUACAAGAUUUAAGUCAGUGUAACAAACCGCCAGUCUGUGGAAAUAAUGAGACAAACAAUACUAAUCCAAAUACAAAUGUUACUCGAUUGGAACCUCCAGUAAUUUCUUCUGCUCCUCCUUCUCCGUUGACAGAAGAUCGUUCUCCGACGAACAGUUCCAAUCGAACUACUGUAGCUGUUGAAGAAUUUAUAAAGUCUUUAAUUUGCUCCUUUCACAAUGAUGCCUCUGAAGUUGUUGACAUUGCUGCAGCUGUAAACAUUCUACCUCCUCCGGAACCUCUUGGCGGUUGCCUUUCCAUGGAACCACCACUUUCUGGUUGUUUGGAACCAUGUGAGUCUGCUGGUGCAGCUCCAAAUAUCUCUUCCAAUCUACCGUCUCAGUUGGAUCCGAAACCGUUUCCUGUUGAAUGUGCACCUUCAAUCCCACCUCUUCCAUUACCUACGCCUAUUUUACCUGAUACUGCACCACCAUCACCACCGUCUGGUGCAUGUGUGCCUUUGGUGCCAGAAACAUGUUCUAGUAGCCCAGCGACAACAAACUCAACAAUUGCACGCAAUCUUAUUGCUGCUGGUGGAGCGGAAGCACUUCAUAGCGCUUUAGCAGCUCAUCCUGCUACUCUAUGGGUAGAAUUUGAUGAUAUAGGACUAAAUGGUUGUGCAAGUGGUCCUACGCCUGCCAUGCUAUUCAAUCAUAAUCUUGGGUUGUGUACUGAUCCACCUGAGCUACUGUUGGAUUCAGUCGCUCGGCGACUAUUUAUCUGCUUGUUGGCUGCAUUGAAAACUAUCGGUGCUCAUGGUGCACAUGCUCAACUGGAUUCUAUCAAUGAACAUCGUGCAGAACUUUAUCGCCGUUUCGGUUUUUAUCCUGUUCCAGCAGCUUCAACUGAACAGACAACUGUAUUGGCUCGUUUAAUUUAAUUUAAUCCUAAUGGGGAGGGGAGGGGGAAUCUAUUCUUUAAAAACUCAUAUAAUGAAUGAAGUCGUUUAAUCUCUGUCCUCAUCACAUAAUCCCUUCCGUCCUUCCUUCCUUUCUCCACGCUUCAUAUCAUUAUUAUCCAGUGUGUGACUAAAAUCAUUGUUUGAUAAUCACUACCACCUACUGCGGUGUGGGUGGGUGGUUGACUGUAGGUAGGAUUGUAUGAUAUAUGCUCCUGUAGAUGAUCUCUCUUUACAAUUAGGAUUUAUAAAAGUAAUAUGUGUAAACAUACAUACAUAUACUUGUAAUCAAACUCUCUUCUUCACAAUCAAAAAUAUUUCUUGAUAGCUUUCAAAAGUCAAGUCAAAAAGGCGAAAUUUUUAAUCCAAAGAAAAAUCUAGUUUAUUCUUCAUUUUUUUUAAAACAAAAUCAAUCCUAACUAAUAUUCUAUCCGAAAUCGGUAAAAAAAAACACAGAGAGAAUAAGUUUUAUUCUCUGUUGUCAUUUUUACAACACCAUGACGAUUGUUUUUAUUCAUACAUUGACUAAUAUCAUUAUUAUUAUUUUUUUCUUAGUCAUUGUUUAAAUCCUUAAAUUUGAAUUUUUUAUUUUGAUCUCCAGUUUAUCUGCUAUGAUAUGAUGAUCUCCAGUGUCUUUUCUCUUUCUGUCUCUAUGCCUAUCAUUGUUUUGUUGUGUCUAUGUGUGGUGUAUUACUGCUUCUUCUUGUAGUAAUAUAAUGAUUUUAAUAUAUAUAUAUUGGAU